AUGUCCACAGACCCCAAAGACCCAUUAUACCUACUAGAUUGCUUCGGACAACUUCCGACUCCUCCACCGAGUCCCUUUACCAAAGCGGGGUCAGCGAAAGGCAGUUUCUCAGACGCGCGGGAGCGCUAUAGCACACUGUCCCCACUGCUACAAGAACUAUCCGCGUAUGCACUGCCAGAUCCACCCGUUUGGCCGAAUACGGAUCACUUAGCUGGUCAUUUACAGACGCAACCCAUACCAACCCCCCACAUACCCAAGAAACGCGGACCGUACAAGACAAAAGACAAGUCACUCAAAGCGAACAGUAUCUCGCCGAAGAACAGAGUGGUGGGUACAGGCGGUAUGGUCAGUUUGGGUCACUCGAAAGAAGUAACGGAUAUGCUCAAGGCGCAGGCAGAGGCGCAGGCGCAAGCAUCAUCACAGGCGCAGGCACAAGCCCCAGUCCAAGCACAAGUACAAACACAACCCCAAGUACAACCCCAAGCACCGGCACAGCCUCAGAACGAGGGCGUAGACAAGGACGUUGAGACAAAGUCGAAUACGCCGCUAUCAACAGAUACCACAUCGAUAUUUGAGGAUAAGGAUGAGCUGGUAUGUGGCGGUGCGGUACUGCCGCCGUGUCCGUAUACGAAUCAGACGGUGACAGCGACAGCGACGGCGCAAGAGGAGGGAGGUGUGUCGAUGGUGGGUAAGACGGCGGAUGGCCGUGAGAAGGGGAAGGGGAGGGCGGUGUAG
Alternaria arbusti is the source of this 735-nucleotide messenger RNA. RefSeq lists its product as uncharacterized. Lineage: Eukaryota; Fungi; Ascomycota; Dothideomycetes; Pleosporales; Pleosporaceae. The record is from RefSeq and is a predicted model, not a curated record. The coding region runs from base 1 to 735 and encodes 244 amino acids. The transcript has 2 exons.